Molecule: messenger RNA, 2401 nt
Organism: Oncorhynchus keta (chum salmon)
Lineage: Eukaryota; Metazoa; Chordata; Actinopteri; Salmoniformes; Salmonidae
Product: probable E3 ubiquitin-protein ligase HERC1
Exons: 12
Biological process (GO): proteasome-mediated ubiquitin-dependent protein catabolic process
Cellular component (GO): SCF ubiquitin ligase complex
Molecular function (GO): protein binding
Source: RefSeq, a predicted model, not a curated record
AUGAGCUGGCUGACUGGCGAGGAGGAGGAUGAGAACCUUCCCAUCCAGGAGGUGUCGUUUGACCCGGAGAAGACUCAGUGUUGUGUGGUGGAGAAUGGCCAGGGUCUGACCCACGGCAGCGGGGGGAAGGGAUAUGGACUGGCCUCUACCGGCAUCUCCUCUGGGUGCUACCAGUGGAAGUUCUACAUUGUGAAGGAGAACCGUGGGAACGAGGGGACGUGCGUCGGGGUGUCCCGUUGGCCUGUCCACGACUUCAACCACCGCACCACGUCAGACAUGUGGCUGUACCGGGCCUACAGCGGGAACCUGUACCACAACGGAGAGCAGACCCUCACCCUCUCCUCCUUCACCCAGGGAGACUACAUCACCUGUGUGUUGGACAUGGAGGCACGCACCAUCUCCUUCGGGAAGAACGGAGAGGAGCCCAAGUUAGCCUUCGAGGACGUGGACGCCACAGAGCUCUACCCCUGUGUCAUGUUCUACAGCAGUAACCCUGGAGAGAAGGUGAAGAUCUGUGAUAUGCAGAUGCGGGGUACCCCUCGUGACCUCCUGCCCGGUGAUCCUAUCUGCAGCCCUGUGGCCACAGUCCUGGCUGAGGCCACCACACAGCUCAUCAGGAUCCUGCACCGCACCGACCACUGGACACACUGCAUCAACAAGAUCAUGAUGGAGAGGCUGCACAAAAUCAAACCCUGCUUCAGAGACUCAGCCAACGGUACUGGAGGAGGAGGUCAGAGGUUAAAGAAGAGUCGUUCGGUGCAGAGCAGAGAGGAGCAUGACGCCCAGAGGGACUCGUCCAGGGACCCCCAGAGAGGGGAGGAGGAGAGGGGCCGGCCGGGACACGGGAGCCGCCAGGGGCAUGGAGGUCUGGGGGAACUCUCUGACCACCACCUCAGGACCCUCUGUACAGAGGUGUGGCCUGUGCUGGCGGUGAUGGGGGGUGCUGACGCAGGGCUGCGUGUUGGGGGGCGCUGUGUUCACAAACAGACCGGUCGGCAUGCUACUCUCCUGGGCGUGGUGAAGGAGGGGAGCACCUCGGCCAAGGUGCAGUGGGACGAGGCUGAGAUCACCAUCAGCUUCCCAACUUUCUGGUCGCCUAGUGACACUCCCCUGUACAACCUGGAGCCCUGCGAGCCGCUGCCCUUUGACGUGGCACGCUUCCGAGGCCUCACCGCUUCCCUGCUCCUCGACCUCACCUAUCUCACUUCCAUCCACGAGGACGCUGGGAAGCUGAGCGCCCGGCGCCACGAGAAGAGGCACCGUAGCGGAGGAGGCCACGAUACGACGACGACGACGACCGCCACGACAAACGACGACUUCAACAACAAAACUAGUGAGACGGAGCAGAGCCACCAACACAGGGUCUCCCCAGACGCCAGAGACACAACAACAACGGGGACCGUCACCACGACGACAACCUCUGAUCUGAGGGUGUCACACAGCCUGGACGAGGUCAAAGCCCACGCGGUGCCCAACUCGAAAUCAGAGAGCGAGAUCUCCUCCUGCGCCUUGGACUCCCAACACCAGGGUGGAGGAGGACCAGAGACCCUCUCCCCUGCUCCUCAGACCCCCCAGGAGGGCAACAGGAGGAAGGGCCAUGAGGGCCGAGGCCACGAUGGCUCUCCCUCCUCAGGGGCCAGUCAGUCUGAGAUCCAUGCGGUGCAGCUGUCCUACCUUUACCUGGGGGCCAUGAAGGCCCUCAGCACCCUGCUCUCCUGCUCCAAGUAUGUUGAGCUGCUGCUCAUACCCAAGGUCCAGGCUCAGCCGGAGCCUGCUCCCAGUGGACACAAUGCAGAUCUGAACGCCGGGUCCACCCCUAGUGGCGCAGCGCCCUCGCCCGUGUGCCAGGAGGAAGUUGAGAUGAGGGCGGCACUGCAGUUCCUGAUGCGUCACAUGGUCAAGCGGGCCGUGAUGAGGUCACCCAUCAAGCGGGCGUUAGGAUUGGCCGAUUUGGAGAGAGCUCAGGCCAUGAUCUAUAAAUUGGUGGUCAGCGGGCUGCUGGACGAACACUGCAGUGGGGGCAAGUCCAGACCUGCUGACCCAGAGUGUGAGGAGGGUGUGCAGGGAGAGCAGCAGGCCCAGACCCCCAUCACCACCAGCCCCUCUGCCUCCAGCACCACCUCCUUCAUGAGCUCCUCUCUGGAGGACACGACCACAGCCACUACACCUGUUACUGACACAGAGACUGUCCCUGCCUCAGAGUCCCCUGGGGUCAUGCCUCUUAGCCUGCUCAGGCAAAUGUUCUCAAGCUACCCAACCACCACUCUGCUGCCAACGCGUCGUGCCCAGACGCCCCCGGUGUCUUCUCUCCCCACGUCUCCCUCUGAUGAGGUGGGUCGGAGACAGAGCCUCUCCUCCCCUGAGACCCAGACCUCCAGACCAGCCAACAGGACCGGGACAU